AUGGAAGCAAAUGGAAAUUUGGGCAACAAAAUAUUGUCAUUUACAGGCUUGUUUUGGAAACUUCUGCCUAACCGUACGUACAUCGCCAAGGAGGAGAAGUCAGCACCAGGUCAUAAAGUUGGCAAGGAGAGACUGACUUUGCUUUUUGGGGGCACUGCUGCUGGUGAAUACAAACUGAAGCCCAUGCUGGUGUAUCAGGCUGAGAAUCCAAGGGCACUCAAGGGUAUUUCAAAGGGUCAACUACCAGUUAUCUGGAAGUCUUGUAGGAAGGCAUGGGUGACACUUGCAGUGUUUGAUGACUGGUUCACCAACCAUUUUGUGCCAGACGUGAAGCGGUAUUGUACCUCUAAGGAUAUCCCCUUUAAGGUGUUGCUAAUUCUGGACAAUGCCCCUGGACACCCUGCCCAUCUGGAUGACUUUAACCCUAAUGUCAAGGUGGUUUACCUUCCACCUAAUACCACUGCCCUAAUACAGCCUAUGGACCAAGGAGUCAUUGCUACAUUCAAGGCCUACUACCUCCGAAGGGUCAUUGGUAAUGCUUUAGCAGCAACUGAAAAGAAUAAGGACUUGACUCUAAAGGACUUUUGGAAAACAUACAACAUCCUUGAUGCUGUGAAUAACAUUGGUGAUUCCUGGGAUGAGGUUAAGCAGACCAGUAUGAAUGGUGUGUGGAAAAACUGUGUCCUCAGUUUGUGA
Molecule: messenger RNA, 696 nt
Organism: Pomacea canaliculata
Lineage: Eukaryota; Metazoa; Mollusca; Gastropoda; Architaenioglossa; Ampullariidae
Product: tigger transposable element-derived protein 1-like
Exons: 2
Coding region: 1-696 (231 amino acids)
Cellular component (GO): nucleus
Molecular function (GO): DNA binding
Source: RefSeq, a predicted model, not a curated record